CGGGGGAAUUAAGUAGUUGUGUAGAUAAAAGAAAGUGAUAAAGAGGGGAAAAAUGCUGAAAUCUCGAGUCUCCUCCCAUACGGGUUUAGAAGCAGCCGUGUUUGUAAACCCAAAGCCUUUUCUUCUAAGUAAUGCGAAGGCUCUGCUUCCAACACGGUGGGAGUGUGGAGGGCAGAGGAGGAGACAAAACGCCAAAGUCCAUCGCCUCCGCUUGGCCGGGCGGCCUGCCGUUAUCAAAGCCACCUCCGUCGCAAGUUCGACGGAGAAGGCGGUUUCGGUUAAAGCUUUUGUGACUGUAAAACGAAUCCUGGGGACUGGGUUAUAUUUGGAAAGAGGGCUUGAUGAUAUUGCUGAUCUUUUUGGUAAAUCGCUUCUUUUGGAGCUCGUCAGUGCCGAGGUUGAUCCCGUAACGGGAUUGGAGAAGGGAACAAUAAAGAAGUAUGCUCAUAAAGAGGAUUCAGGGCUUAAUGAGAUCAAGUACGAGGCAGAUUUUGAAAUUCCACCAGGCUUUGGUAAAAUUGGAGCCAUUUUCGUUGAGAAUGAGCAUCACAAAGAGAUUUAUCUCAAGGAUAUAGUCAUCGAAGGCCUUCCCACCGGCCCUCUGCACUUCGCCUGCUUUUCUUGGGUUAAUGAGAAGGACCAUCACGAUAGCAAGAGAAUCUUUUUCACCACUACGUCAUACUUGCCAUCCAACACUCCUAAGGGGCUAAAGAAGCUUAGAGAAGAAGAGCUCAAAGCUUUGCAAGGGGAUGGCUCCGGCAAGCGUGAGGUUCACGACAGGAUAUAUGAUUAUGAUGUCUACAAUGAUCUUGGCGAUCCCGACAGAAAUCUCGCCCUCAAAAGACCUGUGCUUGGUGGGAAACAAUUUCCUUAUCCUCGACGUUGUAGAACCGGACGUCCACGAACUAAAAAAGAUCCUUUAUCUGAAUCAAGAAGUUCAGGCAAUUAUGUGCCUCGAGAUGAAGCAUUCUCACCAAUUAAACAAACAACAUUUAGUGUGAGGACAUUGAACUCAUUGCUAAAUGGGCUAAUACCGGCCUUGGAGUCAGUUUCUACAGACUCUAAUAUACGUUUCCCACAUUUCCCUGCAAUAGACAAUCUUUUUGAUAAUGGAGUUCCAUUGCCUAAAUCCCAAGGCGGUUGGAAGCUUGCUACUCUUCUUCCAAGGAUUAUUGACACAGUUGUUGAUAAGGCUGAGGAUAUCCUACGUUUCCAUCCUCCUGAAACAUUUGACAGGGACAAAUUCUUUUGGUUUAGAGAUGAGGAAUUUGCUAGACAGACCCUUGCAGGUCUUAACCCCUACAGUAUAAGGCUUGUUACGGAAUGGCCAUUAAAGAGUAAGCUUGACCCUGCUGUUUAUGGUCCUCCUGAAUCAAAAAUCACCGCUGAAAUAGUGGAGCAACAAAUCAAAGGUUUCAUGACUCUGGAUGAGGCUUUGAAAAACAAGAAGCUAUUUAUAUUAGAUUACCACGAUCUCUUCAUACCAUAUGUAGCCAAAGUUCGAAAACUUAAAGACACCACAUUGUAUGGUUCAAGGACAUUGUUCUUCUUACACAAUGAUAGCACUCUAAGACCGUUGGCUAUUGAGCUCACUAGACCACCCAUUGAUGACAAACCACAAUGGCAAGAAGUUUUCACACCCCUUUGGGCUGCCACUGAAAUCUGGCUUUGGAGGAUUGCCAAAGCUCACGUUUUAGCCCAUGACUCUGGUUAUCACCAACUUGUUAGCCAUUGGCUUAGAACUCAUUGUUGUGUAGAACCUUACAUCAUUGCAUCAAACAGACAACUAAGUGCAAUGCAUCCAAUCUAUAGACUUUUGCACCCCCAUUUCCGAUACACCAUGGAAAUCAAUGCACUUGCCCGCCAAGCUCUUAUCAGUGCAGAUGGGAUCAUCGAGAGUUGCUUUUCUCCUGGAAAAUACUCGAUAGAAUUUAGCUCUGUUGCUUACAAAGCACAAUGGCAGUUCAACUUAGAAGCUUUGCCUGCUGACUUAAUUAACAGGGGAAUGGCCGUUGAGGACCCAAAUGCACCACAUGGACUGAAGCUUGCUAUUGAAGAUUACCCUUUUGCUAACGAUGGCCUAAUCCUUUGGGAUGCCAUCAAAGAAUGGGCAACAGAAUAUGUCAAUUUCUAUUAUCCAGAUCCAAGUCUUGUGAAGUCAGACGAGGAACUUCAAGCAUGGUGGACAGAGAUUCGAACAGAAGGGCAUGCUGAUAAGAAGGAUGAACCAUGGUGGCCAGUUCUCAACACUCCUGAAGACCUUAUCAAUAUUGUCACCACCAUCAUGUGGGUAACUUCCGGUCAUCACGCAGCAGUGAACUUUGGCCAAUACUCUUUUGCUGGAUAUUUUCCCAAUCGGCCCAGUAUUGCUAGAAUCAAUGUUCCCGUCGAAGAUGUUAAUGAAGAGAAGUGGAAGUACUUUAUUGAUAAGCCAGAGAAUGUCCUUUUAGAUACCUUUCCUACACAGCUUCAAGCGACGAAAGUCACGGCGGUUUUGAACAUAUUGUCGAGUCAUUCUCCAGAUGAAGAGUAUUUGGGAAAAGAUAUUGAACCAGCAUGGGCUGAUGAGCCUUUUAUAAGGGGAGCAUUUGAGAGGUUCAGUGGAAAAUUGAAGGAACUAGAAGGGAUCAUUGAUGAAAGAAAUGCUAACAAAAAUCUAAAGAACAGAUAUGGAGCUGGGAUUGCGCCUUAUGAACUUUUGAAGCCUGAAUCAGGGCCUGGGCCGACAGGACAAGGUGUUCCUUACAGCAUUUCUAUUUAGAACCCAUGGCAAAUUGUUUUGAUGUGGGAUCAAUAACAAUCUCACUUAUGCUUUAAAUAAAGAGAUCAUCCUAAGGAAAAAGUUGGAAGGAUGUUGAAUGUGUUCAAACCACUUGAAAGAUUAAGGAUAACAUUCUUAGCAAUUUGUAAGAUCUUAAAUAUCCCCAUAUUAUAAACGGUUAAUUGAAGAUAUAAA
Messenger RNA from Benincasa hispida (wax gourd), 2956 nucleotides. RefSeq names its product linoleate 13S-lipoxygenase 2-1, chloroplastic-like. Lineage: Eukaryota; Viridiplantae; Streptophyta; Magnoliopsida; Cucurbitales; Cucurbitaceae. Gene Ontology annotation, molecular function: protein binding; metal ion binding; oxidoreductase activity, acting on single donors with incorporation of molecular oxygen, incorporation of two atoms of oxygen. Gene Ontology annotation, biological process: lipid oxidation. The record is from RefSeq and is a predicted model, not a curated record.